GUUAAGUUGUUUAUAUCCCUUCCCAUCCGGUCGCCGGUUCACCUGUCACUCAGUCACCCAAUCUCUGCAACGAACUCCGCCGCUUUCCCUUCAAGAAUUAUACCAAAAGGAAGGACCUGACGUCCCCGACGGCCAGUUCUCCGACAGGGAUUAGGGUUCCUCAAUUCCUUUCCCUUUCCAUUCCAUUACGCAACGCAUAAUUCCGCCAUGGGAUUCUAUUCCUUACUAAUCAGUUAAAUUCACUCUCAGCCAGACGGACGCUUCGAAUAGGGCUGGCGGAGAAAAGCGGGGGAUUGAAAUUAGUGUUGUUCUUUCUGUUAUCUUUCUUCUUUCUUGGGGCUUUGUGGUUUCAGAUCUGACAUUGGGGGAUUUGGCAGCUGACAAGCAAAUGUCUUACAUGGACGGCGCUGUCCCUUCGAUCCCCGCCAAGUUCAAGUCGGAGAAGUCGCACCAUCUCCAUCAUCAUCGUCUUCUUCGCUGGCACAACUCCUCGUUUCCCAAGCUCCUCGCCUUGUCUUUCUUCGCCGCCGCUAUCCUGUUUGCCUUCUUUUUUAUAUCCCCGCAUUCCACCGCUGUCUCGCGUUCUUCCUCUGCAACCGAGCGGCGAUCUCUCCGCACCUCUUCCUCGGCAGGCUGGGGUGGCCCCGAGUGGGAGAAGCACGUGCGCUCCUCCGCACGCAUUCGGCGUCGUCCUGUGGGCAUCUCCGUGCUUGUCACUGGCGCCGCUGGCUUUGUGGGCACUCAUGCUAGUAGUGCUCUCAGGCGCCGUGGCGAUGGCGUGGUAGGUCUAGACAACUUUAACAAUUACUACGAUCCCACCCUGAAACGCGCCCGCCAGGCUCUCCUCUCCAAAUCUGGCGUCUUCCUGGUCGAGGGUGACAUCAAUGAUGCCCUCCUACUUAGCAAGCUCUUCGACCUCGUCACCUUCACUCACGUCCUCCACCUCGCGGCUCAGGCUGGCGUCCGAUACGCGAUGGAGAAUCCCGGAUCCUACGUUCAUAGCAAUGUAGCGGGCCUUGUUUCCAUUCUCGAGGCCGCGCGCUCUGCUGCCAACCAGCCGGCGGUUGUGUGGGCAUCCUCUUCCUCAGUGUACGGUCUCAACACCCAAAUACCCUUCUCGGAAUCCCACAGAACCGAUCGCCCGGCCUCCCUCUACGCCGCCACAAAAAAGGCCGGGGAGGAGAUUGCGCACGUAUAUAAUCACAUCUACGGCCUCUCCAUUACCGGCCUGCGGUUUUUUACAGUAUAUGGUCCUUGGGGCCGCCCUGAUAUGGCCUAUUUCUCCUUUACAAGGGACAUUCUUGCUGGCAAGCCCAUCACCAUCUUUGAAGGCUCUGAUGGGGCCACGAUUGCGCGCGACUUUACGUACAUUGACGACAUUGUACAGGGUUGCCUUGCAUCUCUGGAUACCGCACAGAAGAGCACGGGCAGCGGUGGGACAAAGAAGGGGCCAGCUCAGUUCCGUAUCUUCAACCUUGGUAACACCUCCCCAGUACCUGUAGUUGAGCUUGUCUCCAUUCUUGAGCGCCACCUCAAGAUGAAGGCCAAACGUAAGGUUGUCAAAAUGCCAAGGAAUGGAGACGUUCAGUUUACUCAUGCAAACAUCAGUUUGGCGAAAAAAGACCUCGGAUAUCAUCCGAAAACUAACCUCCAGACGGGUCUGAAGAAGUUCGUGAAAUGGUACCUAGCCUACUACGCUCCUCCUUCAGGAUCAUACUUGACCAAGAAGGAUAGAGGCCGCAGCAGCAGCUCCAGCUGAUGUUAAAAGCAGACGGAAUCUUAUGAUGAAGAAGAUUAUUGGUAAAUGACGAGAAUCAGAGGAGCUAUACAUUUUUUAUAACGAGGUACCUCGACUCGUUACAUGUUCCAACACCUUAUUUUCUUUUGUGAUCCAUUGUUGAUUAUGAAAUCCAUUACUCUCAAUGCUGAAAAAUUUAUUUCUUUAGUUUCAUUAGUUAUCAUUUAUAGAUUAUGACUGUUGUAAAUUUGCUAAAUACCUUUUGUUUUGAUUCUGUCUCAAGAGUUAAUAAAAGAUUAAGUCAUAAUUUUGAGUUGGUUCA
Messenger RNA from Phalaenopsis equestris, 2060 nucleotides. RefSeq names its product UDP-glucuronate 4-epimerase 3-like. The transcript is spliced from 2 exons. The record is from RefSeq and is a predicted model, not a curated record. Lineage: Eukaryota; Viridiplantae; Streptophyta; Magnoliopsida; Asparagales; Orchidaceae. Bases 389 to 1759 code for a protein of 456 amino acids.